Molecule: messenger RNA, 4281 nt
Organism: Nicotiana attenuata
Lineage: Eukaryota; Viridiplantae; Streptophyta; Magnoliopsida; Solanales; Solanaceae
Product: pentatricopeptide repeat-containing protein At3g29230
Exons: 1
Coding region: 1708-3357 (549 amino acids)
Biological process (GO): RNA modification
Molecular function (GO): protein binding; RNA binding
Source: RefSeq, a predicted model, not a curated record
GACAAACUGAAGCAGUCAACAAGUGUUUAGAGGGCUACUUGAGAUGUAUUUGUGGUGAUAGGCCAAAGCAUUGGACUACUUGGUUACCACUUGCCGAAUAGCGGUAUAACACUAAUUUUCACAGCUCUAUUAGGACUAACUCCACCACUUCAUGAUCUUCCCUAUUUUCCUCAAAGUUCAAUGAUAGAAGCUGUGGACAGGAGUUCGCAGGCAAGGGAAUCUGCUAUUCGGCUGUUGAAACACCAUUUAUGUUUAGCUCAACACGAGAUGGAGAUGCAGAAAGAUAAGAAGAGGUCAGAAAGGUCUUUUAUGGUUGAUGCUCGGGUGUAUAUUAAGAUGCAACCUUAUAGACAGCUUUCAGUAAGAGGGAGUGACUACUCAAAGGUUAGUCCUAAGUAUUUUGGACCAUUUCGUGUAGUAAAGAAGAUUGGCCAGGUUGCAUAUCAGUUGGGGUUACCACCUAAUGCUAAGAUUCAUAACACCUUUUAUGUGUCUCAGUUGAAGAAAAAGGUGGGGAAUAGACCAGUUCUUCCUUAUCGUCCAGUUUCCUUAUCCUCUAAUGGUUAUAUACUGUAGGAGCCAGAAGCUAUCAAGGAUAUGAAGAUUUUCCAGAAAUAUCAUAGAGCUGUAACACAAGUCCUUGUCAAAUGGUUUAACUGUUCAGAAGCUGACAACACUUGGAUGGAUUUGCAAGAGCGGCAGAGACAAUUUCCUCAUUUUAAUCCUUGAGGACAAGGAUUCUUUCAAGGGAGGAGUAGUUGUUAUAUGCCAAUUCAGAGAGUUAAUAGAGCCAGGAUUAGUUUGUUAGUACAAGGGCAUAUUUGUCAUUUAAUAUAAAAUGUAAUUAGUUGAAAAGUGGUUAAGGGCUACGGGAGUACAAUUUCUGUUACACAUUUCAGUUAAGAGAGUUAGGCAUUUCAAUUCAUUCAAUUGUUGCGUAUAAAAGUAGGGGAAUCUUGUAUCAUUGGAAAUUAUGGUAAAUAAUAUCAUCUCGAUCCUUCUCUCUUCUUCUUCUCUUUAGUUUUCUUCAGCAAUUCUUGUUCAGGAGCUAUUCUUUUCAUUUGGUUCCUUAGAGAUUUGCGACUAUUUCCUGCGACUCAGUUUUGGUACUAACAUUAGUUUUUCCUUGAAGCUAUCUUUCUUGUCCUUUCCUUUGGUUUGUUUACGCUACCAAGUAAUUGAUCUGCCUCUUCAUCGUUCAUUACUGUAUCCUGCAUGGUUUCAUUUGCUAUUGUGUUUUACUGAUUGAUCUACACUUCUCUCUCUAUUUUUCUAGAGAGAAGGCAGAGGAAACAAAUUUUUCCUAUUCCAUUCUUUCUCAGCUUCUAUUCCACUGACUUGUCAGAUUGAAUACAUAUUCUGCUAAAGUAAUUGACUAUAUUGAAAGAUACUCUGCAAUAUAAGGAAACAAACUUACCUUUCCUCCUAGUUUGCUGUCACUUUGAGCUCUCUGUUGCAAAUAAUUGAAAAUUUAGCCACUGUCAAGCUUGCUCUUCCCAUCACUCAUCAAAGUAUUUUUCUUCCAAAAUAGCUAAAAUUGCUAUAAACAUAUCCUUAAAGACUCCUCAUAGACUCCUUGAAGAAAAGUUCAUUACUUUCUUAAAAUCAUGUAAAACUAUAAAGCAAGUCAAACAGAUUCAAACACAAAUUAUAACUCAAUGUAUUGGCUAUACCCAAUACAUUAUCCCUCCUCUUUUGUUAAAAUGUAUGGAGUUAAGGCAUAUUUCCUAUACCCACCAUGUGUUCGAUCAAAUUCCUGAGUUAGAUGCUUCUCCUUUUAACAUAAUGUUCAAAGGGUAUCUCCAGAAUGAUAUGUACAGAGAUGUAGUAGUGUUGUUUCGGAGAAUGAUGGAUGAAGAUGUUAGGCCGAAUUGUUUUACUUUUCCUAUGGUUUUGAAGUCUUGUGUAAAGUUGUUAGCUUUGGUAGAAGGUAAACAAGUGCAUGCUGUUGUGCUAAAGUUUGGAUUUUUGAGUAAUAGUUUUGUGGGUACUACGUUGAUCGAUAUGUAUUCGACUGUGGGAAGAGUGAAAUGCGCUUAUAGGGUGUUUAAUGAGAUGGUUUUACGGAAUGUGUUUACAUGGACUUCUAUGAUCAACGGAUAUGUUGCCAAUGGCGAUUUGGCAUCAGCAAGAAUGCUUUUUGACUUAGCGCCUGAGCGAGAUGUUGUAUUAUGGAAUAGGAUGGUUACAGGAUACAUUGACUGUCGGGAUAUGGUGGAGGCUAGAAAGCUUUUCGAUGUGAUGCCAAAUAAGGAUUUAAUGUCCUGGAAUACUUUGUUGAAUGGAUAUGCUAAUAGUGGGGAUGUUGAGGGGUGUGAGAAGCUUUUCGAAGUGAUGCAAGAAAGAAAUAUUUUUUCCUGGAAUGGUUUGAUUGGAGGGUAUGCUCACAAUGGACAUUUUAAUGAGGUCAUUGAUGCCUUUAAGAGGAUGCUAAAUGAGUCUGAUGUGCAGCCUAAUGAUGCCACUCUUGUGAAUGUGUUGUCUGCUUGCACGAGAUUAGGUGCUCUUGAUCUGGGUAAGUGGGUGCAUGUAUAUGCCGAGAGCAACGGCUAUAAGCACAAUGUGUAUGUUGCCAAUGGGUUGAUUGAUAUGUAUGCAAAAUGUGGGGUGGUUGAUAAUGCAGUUGAUGUGUUUACGAGCAUGGAUAAAAGGGAUUUGAUUUCCUGGAACACCAUCAUUAAUGGCUUAGCAGUGCAUGGUUGUGGUAGUGAUGCCUUGAGUUUGUUUGCAGAGAUGAAGAAUUCUGGAGUUAAACCAGAUGGAAUUACUUUUAUUGGUGUGUUAUGUGCGUGUUCUCACAUGGGUUUAGUUGCAGAUGGUUUUGCCUAUUUUAACUCGAUGAUGAAUGAAUAUUCCAUCGUGCCUCAAAUUGAGCAUUAUGGUUGCAUGGUUGAUCUGUUGGGACGAGCUGGUCUUUUGGAGCAGGCGGUGAAUUUUGUGGAGAAGAUGCCUGUACGAGCCGAUGCUAUCAUUUGGACUGCAUUACUUGGUGCAUGUAGAAUAUACAAGAACAUUGACUUUGCGAGACUAGCUCUUCAGAAACUUAUUGAGCUUGAUCCGAAAAACCCUGCAAAUUAUGUUAUGCUUGCAAAUAUCUGUGGUGAUGCUCGGAGGUGGAAAGAUGUGGCAGAGCUGAAAGUGGCGAUGAGGGACACUGGGUCCCGGAAGGUACCAGGAUGCAGCUUGAUUGAGGUUGAAGAUGAAGUGGCCGAGUUCUAUUGCUUUGACGAGAGGCAUUCCAAGUCAAAAGAGAUAUAUGGAGCCUUGAGAGGAUUGAUGAAGGCAUUAAGAUCCUCUGGAUAUAUUCCAGACUUCAUGGAGGUUGGUCAAGAAAGUCCAGGAUUUAUAAUGGAUUAAAAGUUCUUUGUUUCUUGAACAUAUCGCGAUUUCUUUGAUCAAAAUCUCUUUAAAAUGUUUCAUCAGUAUCACUGCAGUCCAAAUCUUGUCCACUUCAGCCUUCAGAUGUUGGAAAAUGAGGUGUAAGUUUGUCUCGUUUCCUCGGUCGAGUGCAUUGAUAGUUUCAAAAUACACUAGUUUUUCUUUGAUAUUCAUUGUUCUGUAAGGCAAUGAACACUUGAGUUGCUACAUGGCGCACCAGUCACAUUACUUCAAUGUAAGUGUAAUUUAGAAUAUUUACACUAGUUCAAAAUCUAACUUCUGGAAAGAACUGGCCUCUCCGAUUGUCACUUAGGCUUUGAGGAGGUAAGGAACAAGCUUGUCCGAUUCUCACUUAGGCUUUGAGGAGGUAAGGUAUCAUGUCCCUCCUUCAUGUAUUCAACUUUAGAUCUUAAUAUACAAGAUAGGGGUCAAUGCCAAAUCCCUCAUCACCACGGGUGGGUAGAACCUGAGGUUGAUUGGCUUUAAUUUAGAAAAAAAAAAGGUUGUAUACUUCAAUUGCUUAUAUCAUGGAAUACCCAUAGUGCCUGCACAUCACUUUAUGAAAAUGAGAGGAAACUUGCCAGAUUUUUCCAUUACAGGUUACUGAUCAUGUAGUAGUGUCUUCUAUAGAAGCUGCAUAAUAAUGUUUGAAAGCCUCUUCAAACUAAUUUUAAUUUGCAUUUGGCCUGGGAAGAUGAAACAAAUGCGGACUUGUAUAGAAUCUGAAUUUGGAUAGUCAUUUCUAGUUAUGAUAGGUGAAAAGCAUUGCUAUUUUAGUUAACAUGAUAAUCAAAGGGUUUGCAAUUUCAUGAGUUACUUCUUUUUGAUAUAUGGUGUUUGGAUCAGUAAUAUAGCAUUCAAGCUGGCUCCUUUUCAAGCAUUUGACUCUUGAUAGUUAUGUCU